Messenger RNA from Bursaphelenchus okinawaensis, 983 nucleotides. Lineage: Eukaryota; Metazoa; Nematoda; Chromadorea; Rhabditida; Aphelenchoididae. The record is from the annotation of a GenBank genome assembly.
AUGGCCCCAGCGAUCUCUAAUGAUGACAUCGAGUACACCUCGGCCGAGUGCGUGAUGGCCAAGUUGAAGAGGCCUGAAAUCCACACCUUCUCCUGAAGCGAUGCUCCUGCAUUAUUGAACGACAAACAGAAUAUUAUACUUGACCCGGGGUGCAAAUAAACCCCAUAAUAGGCAAGGUUUCCAUUUUGGUUCUUGAUUGGGAGGGAAGGAACGCCCGCUACAAUGCGCGAGACUUUAUAUUCCACGGGAAUCCGUGCAAACACAACCACAAAGACAAGUUUGGUGCCUCAUAGAAUAGGAGGGCAAACAUGGCAGUGGAUGUUCAGCCAAAACAACAGUUGCAACUCCAAAAUUAAAGAGUUACAGGGACUCAAACAUCAGUUUAUAUUGUGAUAGAGGUGUUUGUAGUCAAAACAAUAGUUUUCAAAUUUCAAAAACAAUUUUUAAAACUAAAGCAACGAAUCUAGAAAAGAAAAUUUAAAAUAUUCAAACCCUUUAUGUCUUUACUAUACAAACCGUGUAACCUAACCAAUCUCCUACAGUACCCCAAUAACAGUAAAAUCUCUUCAGAAUUCAGCUUUUGUGAUUUCAACAAAACACGACUUGAAUACAAACUUUUGGUCGCCAUUCAUCAGUUACAGUAUCUUCGGGUGAAUCAGAGCCUGAGGCAAUCCAGAAGCUCCGUUUCUCUUCCGGUCCAAUUCCCUAAAGGCGACACAUUUAAGACUUCACCUUCUGAGCAACACCUCCAAGAAGGCACCUUACCAAUGCUCAGAAAGACGUCUCUCUACCCAGACUCAAAAGGAAGUCACCCUACCGACACCUCGAAGAGUCACAUCGUCCUAACCAUGAGAGAAGUCACUUUGCCACCCCUUGUCACCCUAAAGAAGGUAUUGAGACGGAAGCGACAUGCCCAUCCGACUGUACUUCCCUCUCUCCUGGCCGGUCACGCAAUCCUGGCCAAGGUGCGAACUGUUAAUUAA